UUUUAACUUAAUGAAGAUGACAUAAUGAAGAAUAACUCAGAAUUAGUACGGAAGUUGAGAAGUAUCGAGGGCAAAGAAAUCUGAACAUAUUUCAACAUUUGUUAAUCAUACAAAACUGAAAGGAUGGACAGAAGUUGUGGAAACAUUUCUCAAAAAGCAGUUCUUAUUAUUCUGAUAUAUUUUCUGAUGAGAAUUCUCCAGGUAGAAGGAGAAACAGGACAAUGUGUGAUGAACACAGAAUGUGGUGUGGAUCCAGUCACUAAUCUAAAAGCUCCAUGUGCCAGUUCUGUUCCUGCUAAGCCUCUUAGAAAUGAGACAAGUGUCAAACUACUUCAUCAGCUAUGUGGCAAGGCUUUUAAAACAGAUUUUGAUAGUCCUGUAUGCUGUGAUGAGUAUCAAUUAUCAUCUCUGGGCGAUCAAUUAAAGGGACCACUAGCUCUUCUACUUCAACGCUGUCCAUCCUGUUUUACCAAUUUGGCCAACUUAUUUUGUAUGAUGACUUGUUCUCCAGAUCAAAGUUCAUUUAUUCAGGUUACCAAAACAAAUGAAACUAGCCAAGGCAAGGAAAUGGUCACUGAAAUAAGUUACUACAUAACAGAUGCUUUCUCUGUAGGCCUAUAUGCCAACUGUGAAAAUGUGCAGUUACCCUCAGGAAAUAUUAGAGCUAUCAUUGUUCUGUGUGGUAAAUGGGGUGAUAAGUGCACUCCACGUCACUGGUUAGAGUUUAUGGGAACUCAUGACCCUUCACCUUUUCAAAUAAACUUUAAGUAUUAUGAAGGACCAGUACAUGUUGGAAAUCAAACUUACUUGCCAAUGGACACACACAUUAUUCCAUGCUCUCAAGCAGUUACUCCUCGUGGUGAGGCUUGCAGCUGUGUAGACUGUCCUGCAAGUUGUGAUACCCCCAUGUUUCCUACUUUUCCUCCACCUCCACUUGAAUGGCAUGUUUGGGGGAUACCAGGAAUGUGGGUGGUUAUGAGCUUUGUUUUCAUUGCAACUGUUAUAGCAGUGGUGAUCGGUUUUGUCUUGAGUACUCUACUUGGAAAAAGGGAAGAAGAUACAGACAACUUGCUAGACAGCAGUGAAGUGACUCCUCAGGAGGAAGGGGCAGUACAUCCAUUCCAUGAUUAUAGUAAUAAUACUCUAGUAAAAGUAGGAGUAUACUUAGAAUCAAGACUGGAAGAUUGCUUUGUAUAUAUGGGAACAUGUUGUGCUUCACACCCAGUCCUAGUACUGUUUUGUGGUGCUGUCUUAGUGGCUGUGUUUUCCUGUGGUCUGUUGUUAUUUACUGUCAUGUCAGAUCCUGUGGAAUUGUGGUCUGCAAAGCAGAGUGAAGCCAGAAAAGAAAGGGACUAUUUCAAUUCUCAUUUUCAACCAUUCUAUCGAACAGAACAAAUGAUUAUCACCAGAGUUGGAGGAGAGCCCAUAAGAUACAUAACACCAACUAAUCAGAAUCUCACUUUUGGACCAAUAUUUGAUAAAAAGUUUCUUCAUGAG
Limulus polyphemus (Atlantic horseshoe crab) is the source of this 1497-nucleotide messenger RNA. Its product is annotated as Niemann-Pick C1 protein-like. The record is from RefSeq and is a predicted model, not a curated record. NCBI's taxonomy places the organism in Eukaryota, Metazoa, Arthropoda, Merostomata, Xiphosura, Limulidae. The annotation marks the transcript as partial. The transcript has 7 exons.